Molecule: messenger RNA, 1891 nt
Organism: Amphibalanus amphitrite
Lineage: Eukaryota; Metazoa; Arthropoda; Thecostraca; Balanomorpha; Balanidae
Product: protein still life, isoform SIF type 1-like
Exons: 5
Coding region: 627-1634 (335 amino acids)
Biological process (GO): small GTPase-mediated signal transduction; positive regulation of axonogenesis; activation of GTPase activity
Cellular component (GO): membrane; synapse
Molecular function (GO): guanyl-nucleotide exchange factor activity
Source: RefSeq, a predicted model, not a curated record
CGCUGCUGGCGGCGCCGCGCAGUGACGUCACACUCGCCGAUCAGUCGGCCCGCGUUGGAUAGCUGCUGUGGUUCAGGUUGGGAUUGUUCGCUCCUGAAGUGUGCGAAGUGACAUUGUGUCGGAGGCACUGGGGGUCAGAUCACAUUUUCGGCGGCUGUGUUGCGCGGGCGGUGCGCCGGUGGCUGGUGGUGGUCGGCCUGUGUCGGUGCGGGCGGCGGUUGGCGCGGCUGGGCUGGGGCCGUCUGCUGCCGAGUGCCGGCGGCGCCGCCCGGACCGAUCCAUUAUUCGUCAGCGCUCGGCGGGCCGUGCCGCCCAGCGCGGUCAGCCGAUGUUUUCAACGAUCGGCUCACAGACGCGGAAUGCGACCGGCCAUCUGAUGUGAGAGGAGGGCCGCAGUGCCAUGUCCAUUCAGACAGUGCCCUGGUGACCGGCGGGAGGCGUCUGCUGCGCGGCCCGCGCUGGCCAGCUGCUGCGCUGCAUUAUGCUGCCGACGGCGGCGGGCCAGGCGGCCCCGUCGGCCGGGUGCGCGGCGCUGCGCUAGCGCGCCGGACCCCUUCGGCCGCGGCACGGGCCGGCCUAGGUGGCGCUGCCGGCCGUAGGUGGCGCUGCCUGCGCUCGGCGACAAAAUGGGCAACAGCUUCAUUCGCAAAAACUACGAGGAAUCUCCGUGGCUGGUGACGCGGCGCACCGGCAAUCUGCUCAGGCUCUGGGCGGAGGUGUUUCACGUCUCGUCGACCGGCUCCGGGACGGUGAAAUGGCAGCAGAUCUCCGACGACCUGGUGCCCGUCAGCCUGACGUGCAUCCAGGACUCGCCCAGCUACGUGUUCCACAUCACCGCCUACAACUCGCAGGUGGACAAGAUCCUCGACGUGCGCCUCACCCAGCCCGGCACGCGGAUCGGCCAGGCGUCCGAGUGUUUCGUUUACUGGAAGGACCCGGCCACCGGAGACACGUGGGGCCUCAACUUUACCUCGCCCAUGGACGCGCGGCAGUUCCGCGAGGUCUGCAGUCCAUCGUUUAAAUUCUCGCGGAAAACCUCAUCGUCCUACUCAUUGAAGCUGGACGGCAAGAAGCAGAAGGGCAACAAGCGGAAGCCGCUGUCGACGCCGUCGUCGCCGUCGGGCGGCGGCAGAGAGCCCCAGUGCACCUGUAUGACGGCCGAACAGUACGCCCGGCUGCGUGCGCAGGACCCGCGCUUCAGAGGUAGGUCGGCCAGCCGCGGCACAUCAGUCGGCGAGGUCUGUCCCCGGCUUACCUCCGCACCGGCUCAGGGUGCCGCCGGGAGGUCAUAUAGUUGGUCCCCCUCAGUCACCCCUGCACUGGUGCAGCGGCACAGACGCGGGAUCCCCACUCAUGCAGCUUUAUCCUGGUAUUACUCGACCUUGGUACAUCCAAAUAUCUGCCAAGUGCCAUCCAUCAGAACUGAUGCUCCGCCAAACAGCCCUGCAGGUCGCUCCGACGCUGCGCGCCGGUCGCUAGUAAGAAUGUCUAUGUAUAUUUGGAGAAUGUGGAAGACCAUGAACCAUCCUUGUGUUUCCGCUAACUCGAGUUGGAGAUUGAAAAACGAAUGGCUGGUGGUACACAGACCCCAGUUUUCGCUCGCCACCCGGAUAUAUCAGGAUCACGUGGUGUGACAAGAACAUCUUUUUAGCCUCUGUGUAAUAUUAUUCUCUGGGGAAGGUGGCCAGUGACUGUGCCGGCCGUCGGUUAUAAGCAAGCUAUCCAAUGCAUCUCGGAGUUUUCCUUAGAGGCGCUGCUCGGUGUGGGAAGGAGCAGCCGUCUCGGAUGGAUUGUCCCCGGUAGCCGCCCUGUGCCCGUGUCGAGGGCCAUCCCGCAGAGAGCCGCGUCUCGUGCCACGCUGUCGUCCGGUGCCUCUCCUCUGUGCGGCAGG